GGAUGAGAGAGCAGAGGAGACCCGCCCGCCGCUGGUGUCAGAAGCAGCAGUGGAGGAGCAUUCUCUUUGCCCCGCUGCCCUCUCCCUCCCUCCUGAUCCUUCCCCCCCUCUCCCCCCCGCAGCAGCCUCCCCCACCAGUAGCUCCCCCCCCCCCUCCAGUUCCUCCUCAGUGACUGAAGCAGCGCUGAGACACAUCUCCGAGGGGGAGUUGCUGCUCAGCCCCAACAACAGGACAGAGGCCGUCCUCAGCCUCGGCAGCUCUCUGACGGAGAUGGACUCUGACCCCUCCAGUGACGGUCAGGUCAGAGGUCAGGACCUCCUGAUGACCCUGCUGAGCAACACACUCGUUGAGGAGGAGGAGGAGGAGGAGGAGGAGGAGGAGGAGGUGAGUAUGGGGGAGGUGAGAGACCUCCAGUCUACAAAACCUCCCAGAACUACAAAUCCCAGCAGCAAUAGUGCAGCCCAGGGGGGUGAAAUCUCACCUGGAGAGCUGAGUGCAGGGGUGUCAGAGGUUGACCUCGAAUUGACCAAUCAGGGCUCAGUGGCCCCCGGAGACCUGACACAGGAGCCAAUCAGCACGCCGACCUCUGACCUGCAUAGACACCUGUCACUGACCCCUCCCUCUGCAGCCAAUCAGCAGCGAGGAGGAGGAGUCAUGAGGCUGGAUGUUCACCUGCCCUGCAGCUCACCUGAGGAGGAGGUGAUGGAGUUCCAACCUUUCUGUCAUCCUCGCUCAUAACCAGCACCAUCAGAGCCCAGAGUCUCUAGAGUCUGUAGUCCUGAACACAGAUCUGUAGUUCCCCACAGCAGACGCUCAUUGAUGACAUCAUAAACACGUGGGAUAGUGUCUGUGAGUCUGAUUCUCUCUUCUCCUUCUUCUGAAUUCUCCUAUCCGCUAUUCCUUAACCCCUGACCUUUCACACGGGUCCAGGACUAGGACGAGAGGAGCUGAUUUGUGUACAAUUUGACCGCAACCCCACACACACACACACACACACACACACACACUCACAGUCAGGUCAUGCAGCGUUGCCCUGACAACAGCUCCAUUAGUCAUGGCUCCGCCCUUUACAACCUACUUCCUGCCAUUCUUCAUCGACUUCCUCCAGGAAGCAUCUGUGUUGCCGUGACAACAAUCAUCCUCCCCAGAGUGAGUGUGUGUGUGUGUGUUCAGUAGCAGCUCCAUUCAGCACACCCUCUUCCUGUCAGAUCAAAACAAACUGAAUUUGUGGAAUCUGCCCCCUCCCCCCUCUAACUUCACAGUCUUGAUGUUCAGUGUUGUUAGACAGGUGACCUCACCACCUGUACCUCCAGCUCU
Molecule: messenger RNA, 1318 nt
Organism: Eleginops maclovinus (Patagonian blennie)
Lineage: Eukaryota; Metazoa; Chordata; Actinopteri; Perciformes; Eleginopidae
Product: tau-tubulin kinase 1-like
Exons: 8
Coding region: 272-739 (155 amino acids)
Source: RefSeq, a predicted model, not a curated record